Molecule: messenger RNA, 2693 nt
Organism: Microtus oregoni (creeping vole)
Lineage: Eukaryota; Metazoa; Chordata; Mammalia; Rodentia; Cricetidae
Product: cyclin-L2
Exons: 6
Coding region: 82-756 (224 amino acids)
Biological process (GO): regulation of transcription by RNA polymerase II
Cellular component (GO): nucleus
Molecular function (GO): cyclin-dependent protein serine/threonine kinase regulator activity
Source: RefSeq, a predicted model, not a curated record
CGGAGGCGGAGGCGGGACGGCCGGGCUGGUCGCGAGGAGCCGCCCUCCGGGAAGAGCCCAAAAAAGAAUCGGCGGCACAAAAUGGCGGCGGCGGCGGCCGGGGCUUCGGUGCUGGCGGCCCCCGCGUUGGCGGCCGGGGCUUCCGGCUCGGGGGGAGCCACCCCAGGGUCGCAGGGGGUGCUGAUCGGUGACAGGCUCUACUCGGGCGUACUCAUCACCCUGGAGAACUGUCUGCUGCCCGACGAUAAGCUGCGCUUCACGCCAUCCAUGUCGAGCGGUCUCGACAGCGACACGGAGACCGGCCUCCGCGUGGUGGGCUGCGAGCUCAUUCAGGCAGCCGGCAUCCUGCUCCGCCUGCCGCAGGUGGCCAUGGCUACAGGGCAGGUGUUGUUCCAGCGGUUCUUUUACACGAAGUCCUUCGUGAAACAUUCCAUGGAGCAUGUGUCCAUGGCUUGUGUUCACCUGGCUUCCAAAAUAGAAGAGGCUCCAAGACGAAUCAGGGAUGUCAUCAAUGUAUUCCACCGCCUUCGGCAUCUCAGAGAGAAAAAGAAACCUGUGCCUCUGGUGCUGGAUCAAGAGUAUGUUAAUUUAAAAAACCAGAUUAUAAAGGCAGAGAGACGCGUUCUCAAGGAGCUGGGCUUCUGUGUCCAUGUGAAGCAUCCUCACAAGAUAAUCGUUAUGUACCUUCAGGUGUUAGAGUGUGAGCGUAACCAACACCUGGUCCAGACUGCAUGGGUAGCCUCUGAGGGUAAGUGACUAAGACUUCUCCUCUGCUGUCCAAGCGCUUUGGUGCAGGGACAGCGGCCGUCUUCAGCCAAUCCAGUGCAGGCUCUCCACCGAAGGCUGGCUCUAGACUGGUGGUAUGCGUACCUGAUAGUAUAGUCAUGGCCGACUGCUGCUUGUGGUUCUCUGACGAUUGUGCUUCUUGUUAAUCCUGUCGUGCUUGGUAAUUGUAUCAAUUAGAGUUGAUAAUUGUCUUGACUUGAAUUUUGUUCUUUUAAAAUUGCUGUACCUGUACAAUAAAGAUGCAAUACCUUUCUUUUAAAAAAAAAAAAAAUAUAUAUAUAUAUAUAUGUGGGGCAGGAGAGAUGGCUCAGUGGUUAAGAGUACUGACUGCUCUUCCAGAGGUCCUGAGUUCAGUUCCCAGCAACUACAUGGUGGCUCACAACCAUCUGUAUUGUGAUCUGCUGCCCUCUUCUGGCCUGCAGGCAUAUAUGCAGACAGAACACUGUAUACACAAUAAAUAAUAUUAAAAAAAUAUGUACAGAAAGCGGUAAGAACUGAAGUGACAAAUUGGCAUAGUGGAAAUUCAGGCUGUUACUGGAUCUUUUCAUUAUUUCUCCCAAGUCCUACAGUUGCUCUUUUCAGCAGCUUAAGUAGGAUUUAUUCCAGUAAAGGUAUUCAUCUUUAAGUUAAACUAUUGUAAUUUAUUUCUAAUGUAGCAUUAAGUUUAAAUACACAUUUAAAGGAUUUCACUUGUUUUUAGAACUUAAAAUACUGUGUUAAUAUAUUUGAAUACUAAAAAUUCCUUAUCAGUAAUAAAGUUAUGUGUGAUAUUUGUUAAUGUUUAUGCUGUUUAGCCACAGAAUGGCUCCUGAGAGAUGGACAGUGCAGCUAUCUUUCUGACUUCUGAUGUAUAGAGUUAAUGCUUCCAGGGCCAGCUGCCUCUCAUAGACAUCUGUAGAAUUUGUUUAAAAUGUUAGAAUGGGUUUGAAUGUUACCUUCUCUGAGGUUUUAGGACAAAGGUACUGGGUGGGGCAUUUGAAUCUCAUGAGGUACAGCCUGGCGUUAGGGUAUGCUGUGCCAUUAUUGGAUAUGUUGGGCAGUGUAUAAUAUAACCUCUUCACAUGUUUUCUCAUUGUUUUUUGCAAUGUUGAUAAAGCUACUAUUCCAUUUGGUUAUAAUCUAUAAAUUUUAAAGGAAUAUAAAGAAAAUGUAAAAAGUUAGCCAAUUUUUAGAACUUUUCUAAAAAUGUGAAGUUUUGUACUUACAUAUGUUUUCUAAAGUAUUAUAGCAUUUUUAAGUGUACUUUGUUGCCACUUUUAGUGUUUUGUUGCUUUUGUCUGAUUUUUAUGAAUGUUCAUUUUAAGACUCCUUGUUGAAAUGGGACAGUUUGGAAACGUUCUUUGAUAAGACCGAGAAGAGGAUUCCCUUGGGUGUUGAGCCCAUGCAUCUGAACUGCACCCAAGGGCCUUUCCCUUUUCCAAGUGGACUCCCUCCCUGGAGCUGUGGCUCAGUCAUCUGGAGAAGGACCGGGCCACAAGUGCUGCCUGAAGAAAAGGAACACAGGACAACUUGUCUCACAGUUUCGAGGCUCAUGCUCAGCCUGCUCAUUUGAGUUUGCAUGUUUCUCUGCACUAUGGAUUUUGAACAUUUAGAUUUCUUUAAUUGACUACAUUUUAACUACCAAGUAGCAUUUUCUUUCCAAGCAUUGUGCUUUGCAUGAUAGCAGGCCAAAUAGAGAAGGAAAAGUAAAGUUAAAGUCGGUUCUCGUUCAUAGCAACACGUAUUGUUUGACGUUCAGCCAGCUUUUUUCCCCCAGUGAUUUCUUUCUUUCAUGUAUUCAGAAUGCCCCAGGUAUCUCUGGAGAUUCCCAGAGUACCCAGCUCAGCCCUAGUGUAGAACCCUUAGGAAUAUCAACCUUUGGUGGCAGGUGGUGGCACAGUUGCCCACAGCACUACAGUCUUCCUGGU